Corythoichthys intestinalis (scribbled pipefish) is the source of this 6376-nucleotide messenger RNA. RefSeq names its product sodium/hydrogen exchanger 2-like. NCBI's taxonomy places the organism in Eukaryota, Metazoa, Chordata, Actinopteri, Syngnathiformes, Syngnathidae. Gene Ontology annotation, cellular component: plasma membrane. The transcript is spliced from 12 exons. Gene Ontology annotation, molecular function: sodium:proton antiporter activity; potassium:proton antiporter activity. Gene Ontology annotation, biological process: potassium ion transmembrane transport; proton transmembrane transport; regulation of intracellular pH. The record is from RefSeq and is a predicted model, not a curated record. Bases 235 to 2703 code for a protein of 822 amino acids.
UUGCAUUUCACAGGUCAGGGCGCAAAGAGAGGAAAUACUUUUUUUUAUUACUAUCUUUUUAUUACUAUCAUUAUUUUUAUUUGAAAUGCAACUGUAAUCAAUGACUGAAACAUAGAAAAAACUGGGAAAUAUUGGCCCGUUUUGAGAUAUUUUUUAUUUAUUUAUUUUUUUUAUGAUAGUCAUUCUUUGUUUUGUAUCUUUCACAAUUCUUGUCAUCUGUGUCAACUUCUAAAAAUGUGUAGCCUGGUUUUGCUAGAAAGACAAGGCCUCUGCGUUCUCCUUAUUUUAUCAUUCUGCUACGUUGGAGGAAAAUCUGAGAUUAAAAAAUCUGAACCUUCAGCAUCCACCAGCCUGCCAGGCAUCAAACCUUUCCAUGAUGAAAUUGAUCAACCCCAGGCUUUCCCCGAUGAGGAGAGGGCCAGUCUUCCUGUAUUUACAAUGGACUAUCCUCGUAUUCAAGUCCCCUUUGAAUUCACGCUGUGGGUAUUGCUGGCCUCAUUUGCCAAAAUUGGAUUCCAUAUUUACAAAAAAAUCACGAUCUGGAUCCCAGAGUCCUGCUUGCUGAUUUCCAUCGGCCUCAUUGUUGGCGCCAUCAUGCACUCCGUCAAAGAGGAACCACCAGCUGUGCUCACGUCCAACGUCUUUUUCCUCUACAUGUUGCCGCUUAUUGUCUUGGAAAGUGGCUAUUUUAUGCCCACAAGGCCCUUUUUCGAGAAUGUUGGCACAGUGCUUUGGUAUGCAGUUGUAGGAACUCUGUGGAACAGCAUUGGAAUUGGCCUCUCACUCUUUGCCAUUUGUCAGUUGGAGGUUUUUGGAGUUCAAGAUAUAAACUUGCAGGAAAAUUUGUUAUUCGCAUCCAUCAUCUCUGCUGUGGACCCUGUGGCUGUGCUUAAUGUGUUUGAUGACAUUGACGUUAAUGAGCAGACCCACAUUGUCAUAUUUGGAGAAGGACUCUUCAAUGAUGCUGUCACUGUGGUACUUUACAGCAUGUUUUCCUUUGUGGCAGAAAUGUCAGCCUUUGAAUUCACAGAUGUGUUUCUGGGGGUGGCCCGGUUCUUUUUAGUGGGGGCCGGUGGUGUCUUCUUCGGCCUGGUGUUUGGCUUUGUAGCGGCCUUCACUACACGUUUCACCCACAACGCACGACAAAUCGAACCCCUCUUUGUCUUCAUGUUCAGCUACUUGGCAUACCUGGUGGCCGAGCUGUUUGCCAUCUCAAGCAUUCUUGCGAUUGUAACAUGUGCAAUAACCAUGAAGUACUACGUUGAGGAGAAUGUGUCUCAGAGGUCAUGCACGACUAUUCGUCAUGUGGUCAAGAUGUUGGCCACUAUCUCUGAAACCCUCAUCUUUUUCUUCCUGGGGGUUGUGACCAUUACAAGCGAACAUGAGUGGAACUGGGCCUACAUCUUGUUCACGCUCUUGUUUGCUCUCCUCUGGAGAGGAAUCGGCAUCUUGGUUCUGUCCCAGAUUGUCAACCCAUUCCGGACUAUCCAUUUCACCUUCAAGGACCAGUUUGGUCUGGCCUACGGAGGCGUUCGAGGCGCCAUCUGCUUCGCUUUGGCCUUUACUCUACCUGAGACGAUUAACAGGAAGAAUUUGUUUGUCACUGCUUCCAUCGCCAUAAUUAUAUUCACAGUGUUUAUACAGGUAUGGGCUGUUGUUAUGUUUGGCUUUUUGAAUGAAUUACUAAAUGUUAAUAAUGCGUAUAUUGGGCAAUGGCAGGGGAUCAGUAUUCGUCCCAUUAUAGAAUAUAUUAAUAUCAGGAGGACCAACAAAGACUUGGGCACCAUCAAUGUAGAAAUACAUAACAGGGUAAUGGAGCACAUUGUUUGCGGCAUUGAGGACUUGUGUGGGCAAUGGAGUCACUAUUAUUGGAAAGACAAGUUUAAGAAGUUUAAUGAUCGUAUUUUGAGACGCAUCCUCCUUCGAGACAACAGGGCCGAAUCCAGUAUUGUGUCUCUGUACAAGAAACUUGAGCUGCAGACAGCCAUUGAUUUGCUGGACACAUCCGUGGGCGACCUGAGUGCAGCACCAUCCAUCGUGUCUCUUCAUGAUGAAAGGAAGGAUUCGUCUAAACCAAAAAAGAAUUACAUGGCCGCUGAUGUUAGGAAGAUGCAUGCCAUUCUGUCUAAGAAUAUGUACAAAAUAAGGGAAAGGACGAUGGCUUACACCAACAAAUUCAGCCAACCUGAAAAUAGCCGAGCCAGGGAGAUUCUGCUUCGUCGGCACGCGAGUCUCCGACGCAGCCUCCGAACUGCAAGUGUUCGUGAGAUGUCUGCUGAGAAUUUAUCCAAAUCCCAGAAAUACUACUCACUGCAGCCCGGAGGGGAUCCGGAGAUUGCUUUUGCUCUGAGAAGGCGGACUCCAGUUGGAAGUUACCGGCCACAGUCCUCAUCCCGUGCCGUAAUUCCAAUGAGAAGGCUGAACACUGUCAAGGAGUCCACCCGUGCACUAGGACAGCCUGGUUCGUCUCCUGAGGUGGAUGUUCUGGAUGAGAGACAUCCCAGGGGUCCAGUUGCAGCCCCACGGAAGCACAACUUUAAGAUGGACCGGCCCUCAGGAGAGAAAGAAAAAAUUGUUGCCCCCCUCCCCUUACCGACGCCACCUGGCUGGGUUGCUGAAAACCAGAACAUCAGGGACUACGAGACAGAAGAUCCAUUACUUGGACCAUUGACACGGGGAUCUCAAAGCACAAGGAGAACAUGAAAGGCCAAACUUGGUUGACCUACAACUGGAAACCACUGGCAAGUUUCAAAGAGUAAAUACGAGUUGAUAAUGUAAGAUGGAAGCAAAGCACUCCUAUUUAUUACUGUAUACCAAAUGCAUGUUUCAACUCAAGUCAACAUACCUGCUUUACGUCAGUAUGCCACUAGAUGGUGCCAAAGUAACACUAUAAUUGAAAUGCAAUACUGGAUUCACAAAUUCCAAACCAAGAAUGAGGAUGUUUGGUUGCCGUACAACAUCCAGUCUCACUAGAAUGGAACCGAAUGAGCACAGCCCUCCUCCGAUAAUGCUGUCCUUGGUGACAUUAUUCCAUUUCAGUUCUGUCAGUAAUGUAUCACCACAUACAAGCAAACACUCGAACAAAAAAUGUGUUUUGUCAGAGGCUGAACAAAGAUUUUUGAAUACAGCUCAGAUUCUUUUUUUUUUUUGGUCAAGGCUGGUUAUUUUCCAUAGGCUUAUAGUUCCCUGCUUUGAGUCCUGACACUCUUGUUUCAAAUGUGUCAGAUGGGACUACCUUCUCCAAGAGACCCUCCAGACCAAAUCUAUGUGACUACAGAUUUAUUGCAGUGUGAUGUACAUGCCAUUUUCACUAUCUACUGAGUCAUUGUCUCAUUUAUCACCAUUGCAAGCAGUCUGAAACAGCAAAAAGUGAAAAUGAUUUCCUCAGUCCACAUUGUUAUCUGGAUCUAUGCAAAAAGUGUGAUGAGUUUUAACUGGGUUAUGUUGUCACACCUGUACAAUUAUGAUAUUUUAUGGAAAAAAGAUAUGUAAUUAUAAUCCAGUACAAUCUCUUUCCAGACUUUUUCAACAUUUGGGUCACUUGUGCGGUAAUAAUUGCCCUCAUCACCAAUUUCACAGUUUCACACAAAAUUUAGUAGCGACAGAAUGUGGGUGGACUGUCAGAAAUGUUGCUUGUUUAUUGCUGAUCCAGAUGGUCCAAUAUCCUUAAAAUUUUGGAUAUUGGGAUCAGUUAGAUAUGGGUUCUUUUACCCGAGGCUUCUGUUGUUUUUUCAGGGUUUACUCCGACAUCCCAUCCACUUAUGUUUUUCCUUGUCAAGUUUGCCUGGAUCUGGAACCAAUCAGAGCUUAAAUUAGACUACAAUGUCACUAAUGUAGAGGUGUCAAGCGGUGUACACUGUUUUAAAUUUUUAAAAAUCCUUUUCAAUUUAUUUUGAGUGUGUUAUUAUUAAAAAAAAAAAAAAAAAAAAAAAACACAAUCAUUAUAAACCUUUACCCUAACCCUGAAUUGUAACUUUUUAGGUACUUGUAAUUGAAAGAAUCUGUAUAACGUUUCAGAAGGAGGAUAAUCUCUCUCUCUCUCUCUCUGUCUCUCUCUCUCUCUCUCUCUCUCUGUCUCUCUCUCUUUAAAAAUGUACAAUAUUGUGAAGAAUUGCUCAAUAAUUUUAUUUCAAACGAAGUACAGUGGGUAACGAAGUACUGCCAAUGGGUUUUCCCAUUGUGAGUGUAUCAAAUACUUGUUCUCCCCACUGUAUAUUACCAUUAAUUGUAUAUUAUUAUAAUUAAGUGUAUUAUAUUAUAAUACUUUUUACCAAGUCUAUGUCAAAUACUUAAAGUUAUAUAUACUUUAAAGUGUAGACUUUAUGGAUGCGCUGUAAUCACGUGUGUAUAAUCGUUCGAGAUAGAAAGGGUAAGUGAGAAAAAGAGAAAUUUUAUUUAAUGGAAACUUUUGGGGGGGUGGCUUUUAGGUCAAUAUAUUUUUUGUUCAAAUAUAUCAAUAACAAUGGCAGUGAUAGAAACAACAGAAGAAAUUACAAAAUCCACAGAUGAGAAACAAUAUAUAUAUAUAGGAAUAUUUAGUGACUUAAAAAAGCAUUUCAUACCAUUAGUCAUCAUUUAUUGAUCAGCAAAUUAGAUAAAUAUGGCACUAGAGCAGUGGUUCUUCACCUGGGUUCGAUCGAACCCCAGCGGUUUGGUGAGUAAGUCUAAAGGGUUUGACGCAGGUUAAAACACACAGAGCCCUAUUUUCUUAUACCAACUAAAGGCAAAGUGUUGUUUUAGACCAAGUUUUGGACUGGUUUGCCCCCAAUUUUCUAAGCUUACGGUAAUUCCAUUUCUUUCAACUGCUAGCUCUCUAUCUAAUGGGAGGAGAAAGUAGUUUGCUCAGUGGAAGUUUGACCUGUACUUGGUACGAGGAAGUAUAAGAAAAAGGAAACAUUUGCGCAAAGACUUCAUAAUUAUAUUGACGGGACAGAUUCCCCAGACACUGCAGCGCGCCUUUUCGUAGGGGGCAGUCCCACACUCCGCUUCAGUUAUUCGCAGUCGGUCUUAGUUCUUCUCAUACACUUGCAGUGAUCCAACGCCGGAUUUAGGUUGAAAAAGUACGAAAACUACCGCAUACAAACAGGAAGGAUUGUCUCAGGAGUGAUUUGUUCCAGGAUUCAAGGUAAUUAUUAUAUUUUUAGUACAAUGCAUGCAUUUUGGAACGUUGUGAAAAAAAUCAAUGGGAGAAAUUAACCGCUACAGCAUUGGCGUUAUACUUCGUAAUAUUUACGUAAAAUAAAUGCUAACUGCCCGUUUUUCUGCUUUUAACCAAGAAUCGAAACUGUUUUUACGUCCAUAUGUAUAAACAACUCAGGGAUUUAAGCAUAUAUUCACAUGAAUUUCAACGUGUAAAGCUCUUUGUGGUGAUAAGGCGCCGCCGCAUUUGCUUAAAGACUAGCAGCACAUUCGACAUACUUACAUAAAAUAUAUGCUAACUGCCCAUUUAUCUUUUUUUUUUUUUUUUUGCUUUUAACCAAGAAUCAAGACUGUUUUACGUCCAUAUCUAUAAAGAAUUCAGGGAUUUAUGCAUUUAUUCACAAGACUUUUCAUGUAAAAAGCUCUUUGUGUUUCCACACGGUCAGCUUUGAAGGACAUUAGCCCCCUAUGAAUCGGCCCCGCGUCCCAUGUCCCGUCAAUACAUUAUGAAGUCUAUGAUUUGCGUCACGUUUUACACUAAAAAAAUAGUAAGCGAUGCAAGGAUGCAACACUAAAAUGAGGAUGUAGACAUGAUACAAAAUUUAAUUUUCCAGUGUGAAAAUCAACAGCAAAAGGCACAAUUAUUAGUAAUAUAUUUAAAAUUUGAAGUAAUUUGAAUGGGGAUUCACUCAGAUAUAAGCUUGCUAUAGCUUAGCUAUAUCACUUUUGAAUUUAAAAAAAUUUGCUUUUUUAUUUAAUUCCAAAGGGUUUGAUGACUGUACAUGUGAAAAGUGGGGUUCAAUACCCUUAGCAAGGUUAAGAACCACUGCAUUACGGGAAUCGUAAUAGAUUGGGUUAGGAACUAUUUAUCUAAGAGGAGACAAUUUGUUUAACUAGGGGAUUUUUGUUCUUCUCACCUGGAUAUUGUGUGUGUCGUCCCACAAGGGUCGGUGUUGGGGCCCAAAUUGUUUAUUUUGUAUAUUAAUGAUAUUUGCAAUGUCUGUAAGCUAUUGAAAAUGGUUCUUUUUGCCGAUGAGACAAAUAUUUUUUGUUCAGGAGAUAAUUUAAAGAAAUUAAAGGAAGCUUUUAUGAAUGAAAUGGGCAAAUUGGGAAAUUUUGGUUUGAUUACAAUAAAUUAUCUUUGAACUUAAUAAAAACAAAAUUAUUGUUUGGUAAUAAUAAAAGGAAUUCACAGGCAUUUAUUUCUAUUGAAGGAGUUGACAUUGAGAGAGUUUCU